GUUUGCGUUACACCUGUCCUUUACAAAAUGUCAACGGUGAAGUGUGUGUAAUACUUUGAUCAUCUUUAAGGAUCUUUUGGCAGGGAAUCUAAUUUGCCACUAAGAGGACUCUUUGGGAUCCCUAAUUUUAUAUUUUCAUCUUUGUCUUCGUUGUUUGGAAUGAUCCUGUCACAAACUUUCAUUCUUGCUAUUCAUCUGUCCACUAUUUUGGGUGCACUUCAGUAUCAGCCUCUACUCAGUAAUAUCCCUGAUGUAGACCCAGUGGUGGUGCGUUCCGGGGAUGAUGCCACCCUGUCAGUGCCAGGGAUGAAGGGGAUCCUCUCUGUGACAUGGCAGGCCCCAGAUGGGAUAAUACUGGGGCUAUGGGCACAAGGUCCAAAUGGUGGUCCAUCAGGAGUGGCCUACAGUCAUGCACCUCAGUACAGCGGUCGAGUGAAUAUCACAAAUGCACAACUCCGGAUUGCACCAGUUCAGAUUGAUGAUGCUGGAAAUUACACCGUCACUGUAGUUACCAAUAGUAAUGGUGUGACAGUCAGUUCUAUGUGGAUGCAAGUGCAUGAUGAAGACACGUCGAUGAAACACACGGUAUCAGAGAUACUGGAGGCAGCUAAUGCUGGCUUAGAUGACAUUUCCGUUGCCCCAGUGGGUCAGAGAAACGCUGAUGCUUGCACGGCACGUGGUUGUACAUGGGAGAAAUCUACAGAUGGAAGCGUCUACGUGCCGUAUGUCCUUGGCAAUGAAUACUCACAAAUUGAUAGGAAUCUCAUUGAGAGGGCCAUGACUUCAAUCCAGUCUUCCAGUUGCAUCCGAUUCAGACCUCGUCAAUCUGAACGAGACUACCUGCAAAUAAAUUCCAGGAGAGGCUGUAGCUCUUUUGUUGGACGUAUAGGUGGUGUGCAGCAGGUCUCCCUCCAGAGAUCAGGGUGUAUGUUCCUUGGCACCAUCCAACAUGAGUUCCUGCAUGCCCUGGGCUUCAAUCACGAACAUCAGAGGAGUGAUCGAGACAAUUAUGUUCGCAUUCAACUCGAAAAUGUACAGUCUGGCAAAGAGAGAAACUUUAACAAAGAGGACACUCUGAACCAGAACACUCCAUAUGACUACAGCUCUGUUAUGCAUUACUCCAGAACAGCUUUUUCCAAGAAUGGCCAGGCCACCCUGGUGCCCAUCCCUGACUCCAGCGUUCCUAUUGGGACAGCUUUCAGCAUGAGCAGUAUUGACUUCAUCCGACUCAACAGGCUAUACGAGUGCAAUACGCUGUCUGUGAGGCUGACCGUCAAGUCCACAGCCAUUGAGGGAGAGAGUGUGAUUCUGCAGUGCACAUGGGCAGGAGUCCAGACCGGCAUCACCUGGAGGAAGAACGGCGUGACACUCACACAGGACUCCCGCAUGACCAUGUCCGAGGGGACUCUUGGAAUCAGCCGGCUUGUGAGAGAAGAUGCAGGGGAGUACAGCUGCACUGUGUCCACCGCCGAGACUACGGAGACCACGAGAACCACACUCUCUGUCAACUAUAAAUGUCUCACCUUGGGAGGUUUGAUAGGGAUUGUGAUUGCCUGUUUCAUCGUCCUUUGUGCACUAUGUAUUGCCAUAGUGCUGCUCAUUAAACAGAGAAAAGCACAACAAAAGGUACAUACAGCAUAUGGUGUCAACAUCAGAAACCCGAAUUUCACGCGCUAUGGGAAUACAUAGGUCCAGCAUUUCUUGAGAUCUCAGUCAUCUGAUGAAGGAGGAUAAACAACCCAGUGACCCAGACUUGACUCCGAACUGAAGAUAUGGCCUGAUGUCAAGAGCAGUCUAAAGAAUAACAACACGCUCAAAACAUUAUAAACAUUCAAUUAUUAACAGGAGCUGUUUUGGUGUGUGAAUUGUUUUCUAUCUUUUCUCACUUCAAAUUGUCAUUGCAAUCAUAUUUUGAGUGUGUAAGUGUGUAAUUUGGUUUGUGUUUAAUGAGGAGUUUGGGGCCUUUGAGAGUUUGAAUGUUUACGUGGAUGUACAUAAAAUAGGCAGAACUCAAAGGUGAAACUUCACUGUAUUAAGAUCAUGUAAGUCAUGUAAAGGUAUGUAAAUGUACGUGUAAAUAUAAAUGUAAAUGUAUUGGGCACAUUAACCAGGUCUGACUAGGCAAUUACUUUUUUGUCUCCAAAUGAACAGCAGUUAUUGUGGUUAUUUUUCUGGUAGCGGUUGAGGUCUUGUUGUUAGUCACUGGUAGCCAUCAGCAGACAAAUUCUCAAAAGAGAGGUGAUCUGGGAACGCUUUGAUCAUGUCUGAUUUCCAAUUGGGACAUUAAAUUAGAAAGGAAUCUUUUCGGAAGUACAGUAAUCACAUCUUUCUUUCAUCUUUCUUAUUAAAGGAAUGUUUCAAGUGUUUACUCUAUCUGUGUCAUUUAAUACUGACUCCAUCAGGCAUGAAUAAAACCCACCCCAUGGA
Molecule: messenger RNA, 2427 nt
Organism: Sardina pilchardus (European sardine)
Lineage: Eukaryota; Metazoa; Chordata; Actinopteri; Clupeiformes; Clupeidae
Product: astacin-like metalloendopeptidase
Exons: 13
Coding region: 160-1689 (509 amino acids)
Biological process (GO): proteolysis
Molecular function (GO): metalloendopeptidase activity; zinc ion binding
Source: RefSeq, a predicted model, not a curated record